AUGGAAAAAGAUUACAAUUUCGAAUCCCUUCGUACGGAAUACAAUGAUACGCUCGAGAAAUCGUUCAAGACUAAAAAUGUUGAGCUGAUAGAGCAGAAGGUAAAAUCAUUGAACAGGUCGGAUUUGGAUUUGAAGACGCCUUUGGAUCAGACUCUUCGGGAUAUCCUGUUGGGUUUGUUGGAGCAGCAGAGUAAUGUAACUGUUUUGAAAGAGUUUGUGGACUUUUCGAUAGUCCUAUGCAGGAAGGGCUUGAGUUCGCCUACGAUGCCCGUUGUGCUUCUCGGAGACAUUUUCGAGACGCUUACGUUGGAUGUUUGCGAGGAUAUGUUCACGUUUGUGGAACAAAACGUUAACGUUUGGAAAGAAGAUUUGUUUUUCUCCGGAUGCAAAAAUAAUUUAUUGCGCUUGUGCAAUGAUCUUCUCAGGCGACUUUCUAGGACAACAGCCACGGUAUUCUGUGGAAAAAUUUUGUUGUUUUUGGCAAAGUUCUUCCCUUUUUCCGAACGUUCAGGCCUGAAUAUUGUUAGCGAGUUCAAUUUAGAGAAUAUAACGGAAUAUGGCAUGGAUCAAAUCGAAGACGAUUCCUCUGAAAUUAAAUCCGGUGAUAGUAAAAACAGCACUGUUGAUUUUACAUUCUACUGCAAAUUUUGGCAACUGCAGGACUUCUUCAGGAAUCCCAAUCAAUGUUACAAUAAAGUUCAAUGGAAGCUGUUCAGUUCUCACGCUAUGAGCGUAUUAAACACAUUUCAAGGCAUAAAGUUAGAUUACGUGACUUCGACAGAAAACUCUUCGAAUUUGGGCUACUUUGCAAAAUAUCUAACCAGCCAAAAACUCCUCGAUUUGCAGUUGCAUGAUGUGAACUUCCGAAGAUCAGUAUUGCUACAAUUCCUCGUAAUAUUCCAGUAUUUCACAUCUACCGUCAAAUUUAAAUCAGAAAUGCACGAGUUGAAAACCGAUCAAAAAGAAUGGAUCACCAGCAACACCGAAAAAGUUUACAAUCUCCUCAGAGAAACUCCUCCCGAUGGCGAAGAAUUCGCUCAAAUCGUUAAACAGGUGUUGAGCCGCGAGGAAUUGUGGAACGCUUGGAAAAACGACAGUUGUCCAGAAAUAAAAAAGACUCUACCUCAACAAAGCGAACAACAGGAAAAAAGAACCAAUCCCGAGCGACCUCUACUCGGAGACAUCAUUAAAGAAGCCAACGAUCAAGGGAAAUACUACAUAGGCAGCGGCGAAUUAACCAAAUUGUGGAACCAGUGCCCCAACAAUCUAGAAGCCUGCAAAGGAAGAAACUUCCUGCCGACUUUAGAGGAAUACUUUGCGGACGCCAUACACACCAUCGAAACCAAUCAAAAAGUAGAGGAUAGCUCGCUGAAAGACAGCAACUUCGGCUGGAGGGCGCUGAGACUGUUGGCGAGGCGCAGCCCGCACUUUUUCAACUACAACAACACCAUUAUCAACCCGCUGUCGGCCUACUUGGAGAUGAUGGUGCGGAAGAUAGCGCACGAGAAGCCGGGCAAAGAGACCCCGCAGGAGGCCCAAAACGACAACGAGCUGGACAACCUCAUCACCGAGACCGAUCAAACCACGGAAGAUCUCAAACCCACCGACCAGGAAGAGUUUAUGGACGAUACGAACGUUCGACACGAUCAUAAAAAUAUCACGUACGAACAAGUACUGAUGUUUAGUGAGAAAAUCGCGCCGGAGUGGCGGAAACUGGCCGUUAAAUUAGGAUUCAAACAAGACGAGAUAGAUUUUUUCACGAACGAGAAUCCCACUCCGCCGGAACAGGCGCGAAAUUUGCUACAAAUUUGGAUCGAGGACGACGAGGACGCGACGUUAGACAAUUUGUUGUACAUACUCGAAGGGUUAGAAAUGAGCGAAGCCGCAGAAACCGUAAGAGCGGAACUUACAGCGACUCCCAUGGAGGUUUCAUAA
Phyllotreta striolata is the source of this 1935-nucleotide messenger RNA. Lineage: Eukaryota; Metazoa; Arthropoda; Insecta; Coleoptera; Chrysomelidae. The record is from the annotation of a GenBank genome assembly.